AUGGGGUUUUGUAUACACUUGAACCACAUCUGCAAUCGAGCCAACAAAAUGUUGGGUUUUAUUACAAGGUUCUCCGGAGGCAUCAGUAGUCCUGCUGCGCUUUGUUCCCUGUACUCUUCUUUUGUGAGGCAGCUUGUGGAAUAUGCCAGUCCUGUGUGGUCCCCUUACACAAACGGUGCUAAGAUGAGACUGGAGGAUCUUCAGCGCCGCUUCGUUCGCUUGGUUGGUGUCCGGCUUGGCUUCAACUACAUGGAGGUUCCGGUUCGGGCUUUGUCCUGUGAGCUGAAUCUUCCUUCCCUUGCUCUUCGUCGUGAUGUCGCUGAUGUUGUCCUUCUUCUGAAGAUAACCAACGGACUAAUACAGUGCCCUGACCUUCUAGCUGAGAUCGACUUUAGGGUUCCAACGAACACCAGAUCUCGUGAUCUCCUGAGUCAUAGAUAUCACCUCACGAACUUUGACUUCAACAGUCCCCUAGCAAGACUUGUCCGCCUGGGGAAUCUAGUGGCCGCGGAGUGUGAUCCCUUCUUCGAUGGAAUCCCUCAAAUCCGAAGUCGGGCCUUCAGAAUUCUAAGCAUCAGUGAUACUUAA
Homalodisca vitripennis (glassy-winged sharpshooter) is the source of this 588-nucleotide messenger RNA. RefSeq lists its product as uncharacterized. The transcript has a single exon. Bases 1 to 588 code for a protein of 195 amino acids. The record is from RefSeq and is a predicted model, not a curated record. Lineage: Eukaryota; Metazoa; Arthropoda; Insecta; Hemiptera; Cicadellidae.